UUGUCAUAAGGAAAUUGCUUUCUCCUCCAGUGAAACUCACGCCCGUUGAUCUGCACCACGAGGGCGGUGAUAGCGGGAUCCCAGGCGGAAGCCUUGGCUGCUCUCCUACCUGGAUGGCUGCUAAAAAUAGGAGUGAACUCAGCCACCAGGGUAUAAAAAGGCACCUCCCAGGGGAGCCUGGGAUCACUCAGCACCCGUGGCCCAGGAGCUCGUCUUGAGCUGUGUCCAAAGGAGCACAAAAAGUGAUGGAAAGCAGCACUCGGGCUCCAGCUGAGGAGAUGCCUCAGUGGGAUGUGGGGAGGCAGCCGUCAGGCAAGAUCCUCUCUCUGGACAGGCGAGAGGCCAAGAAGGUGCUGGAGAUUUAUGUCAGGCGCUCACUGAGCUGCCAUGAAAACUCACUGGUGGCCAAAAAAACCCUCCAGGAGAAAGACAGAGGACGAGGGAGGAAAACGGAUGGGCUACAACGGUCAGAAAGUGAUUUCUGCACGUACUCAAGUGCCAAAGCCAGCCCCAGGAAGGACCUGGAGGAGAGACUCAAAGCACCAGACCUGGAGGAGACUUUGGGUGAUGACAGCAAAGCCGCCCAGGAGGUGCCUAAAGAGGGGCUGAAAGCCAAGAGAAAAAGCACAAAGAACUCUUCCCAGAGCAAAACACAGCGCUCGGGUUCAAAACCAGUCUGGCUGAAAGGUUUCCUAAAUCUCUUCUUGAAGAAGAGCCCUGAGGACCAGAAGGAAAACACAGGGCAAAAAGCAAAGGAGAAAGAUGUCAAAAAUCAGGGCUCCAAACCAGAAGGAGCCAAAAAACACAGAGUAGACUCCAGCACGUCCCCAGCGCUGGGCAGAGCCCUGAAGAAGAAACCCAGCCUCAAGAAGGUUUUCUCCCUGAAGAAGCACGGGGAGGAGGAGCGGGGAGAGCCGGGAUCCGGGGCGAGGAGCAAGCGCCCCAGCUGCCUUCCCCUGCGGCACGUCCUGGGCCCAGCCCAGCCAGAGGCGGAGCAGCCCGACGGAUGCUACACCCAGGUGUCCCAGGACAUCGGGCUGAUCGUGCAGGGCGGCGAGAGCCGGGGGGACACGGCAGGAGAGCGUGGGGAGCCCCCAGAGCCCCCCGGCACCGACGGGGUCGAUGAAGCCAUCAAGAGAAUUGUUGCUCUGCUCCGGAGUGCAGGAGAUGAGCUGGACAGGGAGGUGAGGGAGGACGCGCGGCUGCAGCUGUUCUUCAGGGACAUGUCCUACAGCUCCUUCAAGAACCUGGCUGACGCCUACGUGCAGAGGGAGCUGACAGCCAGCAGGCCCAACGUCAACCCCCAGGAGAUCCAGUUUGCCUACACGGUCCAUCUCACCGCCACGGUGGCGGGGAUCUGCAGCCAGGCAGUGAACAGGAUCAUGGGCUUCGGCACCCGAUACCUGGAUGAUUCCUUCGCACCCUACGGCAAAAUUCUCCAGCAGAACAGAGAAAAGCUCAGGACAGACCACUGUGACAGCCCAGACUGACAGCUGCUGUGAGGGGCCUGUGGUGCCUGGGAAGCCAAGGAUGAAUAUUUGUGGUGGGAGGACAAUCCCUGAUGGUGACCUGGAUGUGGAGCGACCUUCUGAGCUGUGGAUUUAAAAUCUUUUCAGGAGAACCAACAGCGUGAAAUGCUUGAACUCCACCUGUCUGGGGGUGAAAAGUCAGUAAAUCAGAGUCCAAAUUUCACCCUGUAUUUAUAUUUUAGCUCCUGCCAACUGCUUGUGUUGAACCUCAGGGGUUGUUGCUGUUUGUACAUAUGUAUUUAUUUACCUGUUUUCUAAAUGUAUUUGUAAAUGUACAGCAUAAUUUUUGUAGUUUCUGCUACCAGCCAAGAAUCCAGUUUGAAAAAAAUUCUAAAACUCAAAUAAAUUGGUGCCUAAAUGCCA
This is a messenger RNA of Passer domesticus (house sparrow), 1892 nucleotides long. It is a transcript of the gene BCL2L14, whose product is annotated as BCL2 like 14. The coding region runs from base 246 to 1490 and encodes 414 amino acids. The record is from RefSeq and is a predicted model, not a curated record. NCBI's taxonomy places the organism in Eukaryota, Metazoa, Chordata, Aves, Passeriformes, Passeridae. Gene Ontology annotation, biological process: regulation of extrinsic apoptotic signaling pathway. The transcript has 6 exons.